AUGCUAAAACAUCGUAUUUUCGAUUAUUGGGAAUUAAUUGUAAAAACUUAAGUAGCUCCCAAAAUACGCCACAUUGGAAAAACCUUAGCAUAAUAUGGAUAUAAAAUGUAAAUGCCUUUAACAUCUGAUGACAGGUUAGUUCCAUCAUUAAGAAAUUUAAAAAUGAAUAAUAAAACACCAAAUAUUUAAUAAUGCGAUUUUGUUGCGCCUAAUAGUGUAAUAAUAGGAGAUGUUUAAGCAAAAUAAAAUUCAUCUAUAUGGUAUGGAGCUACUUUAAGAGGCGAAUUAGGUCCUAUAGAAAUUGGUUAAUAGACUGUAAUUUAAGAUUUAGUUAAUAUAAAAUCUCAAAAAUUGAACUAAAAAACUAGUAUUGGAGAUAAUGUUUUUAUUGGACCAAAUUCAUAUAUUCAAGCUUGUUAAUUAGAGGAUAAUGCAUUUAUUGGAAUGGGAGCUACUGUUGCCAAUGGAUGUAGAGUUUCUUCGAGUGCUGUAGUUUCUGCCGGUGCUGUUUUAUAAGAGAAUACUACUAUUCCAUCUAAUUAGGUUUGGGCUGGAAAUCCUGCUUAAUAUUUGAGGGAUAUCACUCCAGAAGAAAAAUAGGUAAUUCAAGAACAUUUAUAAGAAUGUAUUUAGUUAGCCAGAAUUCAUGCUGAAGAAACUGAAAAGUCUUUCAGAGAAUAUAUUAAUGAUAUGGAUUAAAUGUAUGCUGAAUAAUCAUAUGAUCCUGAGGAUUUUGCCCUCUAAAAAUUACAAGAUUUAGGAUUUCCUAUGGAAUUUGAAGAUGAAGAUUAUAUGGAAUAAAGAAUUCAUAUGAAAGAAAAAUUAGCUCCUGAAGAAAGUGAAUUCUGGAAAAAAAAUUACGAUCCUUAUGAGCAAGAUUUGUUCCAUUUCCCAGAUAAUUUUAAAACAUAUUAACAAAAUUAUGAUAAAUAUGAUGAAAUUAAAAAAUAUUUUGACGAAAAUCCUAAUGUCGAAAGAACAGUUAUUGAUAGAGAAUUUAGUUAACCUAAAUAUGAUGCUCCUUGGUCAAAAAAAUACUGAGGUCUUUUUUUAAAAAAAUAAAAUAAAAAUUUAUAUUAUUUUUAUUUAUAAUCCAAUAAAUAACUGUAUUUUUUUUUCAUUAUUGAAA
Messenger RNA from Ichthyophthirius multifiliis, 1129 nucleotides. Its product is annotated as transcription factor apfi, putative. Lineage: Eukaryota; Ciliophora; Oligohymenophorea; Hymenostomatida. The record is from RefSeq and is a predicted model, not a curated record. The transcript is spliced from 6 exons.